This is a messenger RNA of Trichobilharzia szidati, 2445 nucleotides long. The record is from the annotation of a GenBank genome assembly. NCBI's taxonomy places the organism in Eukaryota, Metazoa, Platyhelminthes, Trematoda, Strigeidida, Schistosomatidae.
UCAAGACAUCUGCUUGAACUUGACCUUUGAUUGCAGCAUUGACCUACCUUAUGUCGCACGUUAUAUAACUCUCGGAAACGAGUAGGUUUUUCCCCCACUGGACUUGGUCUUCGCCUUCUAACAACUGAUACCUCGAAAAGAAAAAUAACAAUAAUAAUCAGUAGCAUUACAAUGACCACUCUAUUGUAUUAUAUAUUCUGGUUUUAUUUUUGUGCGAUCACCUGGUUCUUCUGGAGUUCAAUGGUAUCUGCAUGUUUCAAAGUCCAGAUUAUUCAACAUCUAUAUCUGUACAUGUUGGAUAAAUUAUUCUGUUAUGCUGCCUCUGCUGUCACCGUGGAAGAUGAUCGUAGAGGUGUGAUAAAAAAGAAUGAUAGUGUCGAAAAUCUUGAUACUUACAAUGAUGAAUUGAUUGAAAGAGAUAUUGAGUUAACUGAAGGCGGUGUAAAAGUCAAAAGUUCUCUUGCCCCCGACAAUAAAGGCUUCAAAUUACACUAUCCUAUCUAUUUGGCAAAAUGUGGCAUAGAGGCUAUUAUAGAAGACUCUGUCACUAAGCGGUUCUCAGCUGCUGAACUAAGAGUUUGGAAUUUUUUAAGUCGAAAUCAGAGUUAUGUCUAUGUUAAAAAAGAUAACCAUACAACAUUAAUGUGUUUAUGGCUUAUUGGUGUGAUUGUUCGCUAUGCCAUAUUCUUGCCAUGCAGACUUUUUGUCUUUUUCUCGUCUCUUCUGUUCACAUGGUUUGUGGGUGCUUUAGCACGUAAACUACCUCCAUCUAGAUUGAAAAAAUGGUUGGCCACGGAAGGGAUUCAAGCUGCUGUGAGACUUAAUUUAUGCUCAUUCUCUGCAGUCAUUCGUUUUCAUAACAGAGAAAAUCGUCCUCGAGAAAACACAAUCUGUGUAGCCAAUCAUACGACGCCUUUCGAUUGGUGUGUUCUAUCAUCUGAUGUCACUUAUGCUGUGGUGGGUCAAAAACAUGAAGGAUUUUUUGGAUUUGCUGAAUGGAUUAUCUCUUGUGCUGUGCCUGCUAUCUGGUUUGACCGCGGUGAAGUUUUAGAUCGUAAUGCAACAGCUAAACGAUUAAAACAGCAUGCAACUACUCCAGAUGCUGAACCAAUAUUGAUUUUCCCUGAAGGUACUUGUAUCAAUAACACGUCGGUGAUGAAGUUUAAAAAAGGCUGUUUUGAAGUUGGCGCUGAAAUUCAUCCAGUUGCAAUUAAGUACAAUCCUUUAUUUGCUGACUGUUUUUGGAACAGCAGUCGUGAUGGGUUAUUCCAGUAUAGUUUGAAGACAAUGACAUCAUGGGCUAUUAUGGUCGAUGUUUGGUAUUUACCACCGACACGAAAAUCUGAUGAAGAAGAUUCCAUAGCAUUUGCUAGACGUGUACAGCAUAGUAUUGCCCAGUGUGGUGGAAUGAUUGGUAUGGAUUGGGAUGGUGAAUUGAAACGCAAUAAACCAAAAGAUACGCUUAAAUAUGCUCAACAGAAAUACGUUAGUCAGUAUUUCAUUCCUGUGGAUACCUGAACGUCGUCUACAUACAUACAAACCAAUCUAUCUAUCUAUCUAUCUGUGUGCAUAUAUACACAUACAUACACACAUACACACAUUCAUUCAUGCACAUUCACGCACACUUACGCACAAACACACAUAUAUACAUAUAUCAUUCACCAUUGGCUUCAUUAUCAUGUUCCCCUUGAAUAUGUAAUUCUGAUUUUAUAUACUUCAGAAAAGACAAACUUAAAGAAAACGAACAAACUAUUGAAAAAUGUAUCCAGUCAUUAUUAGUAUUUAUUUUCCAUUGUAGUUAUCUUCUCUGACUUGUUUAUUUAUUUAUUGAUUUAUUCUAUUCCUCCCCCUCUCUCUCUUUCCCUGUCUCCGUCUUUAUUUCCGAUCAAUACAUUCCUUCCCCAGUUAUGAAUAGUUGUCGAGCUCAUUUGAAGGAAGUAGUACUCCGCCUCGACUUCCCCCUCUUUCUCCUCUUCUUCUUCGUUGCUUGAUUUCUCUGCGUAGAAGUGUACAACAUCUCUGUGAGUGUGCGUGGAGAUCCCCUCCAAUCAUUCCAACCGCCGCUACAAGUUUGCUGUCAAUUCCCCCCUUCCUGUCUUUCUCUUUGUGUGAGUAGUUAGCAAUUGUAUUGGCGCUAUUUUUCUUCAUUCACUUUUGUUUUGUCACUAUUUAUUGUUCAAUGAUCAAUUGUCUCGUUUGUGAAAUGUGUAAUGCCUUUUUCGACCUUGAAUGAUUUUGACUUUUUUUUAUAAAAAAGGAAAAUCUUUUCUUAGUGAUUAUUCUUAUUCUUGAGAAGAAAUCAACUGGGUGUACAUAUAUAUAUAAAUAUAUUUUAACCUAUUACUGUAAAAUAUAAGCAAUGGAGGGUGUAUUGUAGUGGAAAAUGAAACAUUUAUUGUAAUUAUAAUUAUAAAUAAUACCAAUAAUAAUAAUUAUUAUUAUUAC